AUGUCUUUACAAUAUCCCAAUUACUUGGACUAUGAAGAUGACUAUGAAAGACACUAUCAGAAACUCACCAAAGGGCCCUUCUUAGACCAAAUCUCCAUGGAUGAAGCAGAGUCUUACUUAUAUCACAACAUCAUCACCACCAAUCUCAUCAAUUACACCUUCAAGUACAUCCAAAGCCAAAUCCAUAAGAACAUCACUCUUGAAACCUACAUAGUUUAGCAUCCCUCCCAAUUUGAAGAAAUUAGAACCAGAAUUCCACAAUAUGCCAUUGUUAUUACUUUUAAAGGAAUGAAAUACGGAGGGAUGCUUUGGGAUACUUUGAAUGAGCAGAUAUUCCUUAUCAAUGGAAAUUCCUAACUUGAAGAUGCUUUUACAGAUUAACAGAUAUACCAUAUUAAAUCCUAUUCCAAAGAUCUUCUUUCUGUUAUUGCUGCCGUAUUCAUUCGAAUCCUAAACGACAAGAAUAAAGAUUUAUCAAAGAUUGAUUCAAUCUUUCAAGAAUGUCUAGAUCAUGCUUUGAUAAAAUGGGUUUUACUAAAAUAGUAUAGAAUCAAAUAGAUGAAAUAAAAGGGCGAGUCAUAUUCAAGAAUUUUAGAUGACAAUUUCUUAAAGGAUAUUAAUUCAUCAUAAAGUCAUUCGAAUUUAAAGUCAAAAAAGUAAACUUAUUUAUUACCUUUGACCGAAAUGAAUAAUCAAUCUAAAUCCUUCUCUGAAUUGGCUUAAGCAGACAAUCAACUUGAAAAUAAAAGGAGACAACCUUCAUCCCAAUCAAGACACAGAUCCUUAAUCAAAAUUGAUAACCACCCUAAUUUAGGAUAAGAACAUGGAUAAAAAUAAGCAUAAGCAUAAAAAUAGGUUUACGGAUAACAAUAGGAAUACUAAAAAAAAUAAUUAGAAUUUAUGUAAAAAUAGGAAUACCAAUAUAAAUAAAAAUAAAUAUAAAUAUAACAAUAGGAAUAAGAAUAAAAAUAAUAAAACUAAAAUUAUAAAUAAAAUUAGACACUUUCACUUAAUAAAACUCCAAAGGCUUAUUAAAUAAAUAUACAAGAACCCUCAAAUGAUAAUAUAGAUUUUAUUAAAGAAUCCAUUUCAGUAAAAGACUUUCUUGAUGGUAUGAAUAAUUUAAAACAGCACAUUGUAAAAAAGGAUCCUAAGGAUUAGAAUAUUGCAACAACCUAUCCCUAUUACAGUCCUGAAUAAGUACUCAAAUUGAAGUUUGAUGAUUUAGAAGGUAUGUUAUAGGAUCAAGUAAAAGGGAAUAAAAACAGUAUGAAUUACACGAAGCCAAUCGAGAAACUACUGCACCUCUUAAAAUAUUAUUCAAAAUACAAUCCCUAUCAAUAUGAAAUAAUUGUUAAUCAAUAUUCUGAUUUCAUUCAAGAUAAACUAUUAGAGAACAUAGGAUUACCAAGGGCUGUAUAGAAUACUCACAAAACAUUUUAGUCUUCUCCAAUCCCAACCUCCAAAUCUAUAGGGAGAGAUAUGAAGAUGGAUCAGGAUCCAGUCAUUGAUCUGAAAUUCAAUCAAAAGAUCUAUUUGACGGAAUAUAAUCAGCUGAAAGACUCCUUAAUUCUAUCUUAGAACAUAAUGGACAUUUAUUUCAAGUAUUUGUAGGAAACAUUUUAGAGAGUUCUAAUACUGCCUUUAGAAUUUUAUUAGGUUUUGAGCUAGAAUGUGGUCAAGGCAAGGAGUUUUACGGAUCGAUAUUAAGGGAGAAACAACACUAUAUUUGAUUUAUUUGAUUAGAUUUUCAUUCCGAUCUAGUUAACUAAGAAUGAGUAUGUCGGCGUGUACAUAGAUUUCAAUUAUAAAAUAAUGUAUUACAUUAACACGUUGGAGAGAACUGAGAGGAAGUAUCCAUUGCGCGUAGAAAUAUUAGAUAUGCCCAUAAUGUAAUUUAUUGUAAAAUUUAUAAAAAAUGAAUACAAUGUUAAGGUCAUGAAAUCGUUUAAUAUUUUAAAUUGGAAAUUUGUGGAAUUUCAGAACGAAUAUGCUCAAGAUAUCACUCAUGGCGGUUUAGUGCUGGUUUACAUUAUUGAUUCGAUUUGCAAUCACGAAAAUGUAUUGGGAAACACGUAAAGAUUGAAAAUGUUCAUGAGUAAAAUUUUGGUUGUAAUUAAAAAAUUACGAAUCGAAAGAUGA
Molecule: messenger RNA, 2142 nt
Organism: Paramecium tetraurelia
Lineage: Eukaryota; Ciliophora; Oligohymenophorea; Peniculida; Parameciidae
Exons: 7
Source: RefSeq, a predicted model, not a curated record